Leptonychotes weddellii (Weddell seal) is the source of this 1272-nucleotide messenger RNA. NCBI's taxonomy places the organism in Eukaryota, Metazoa, Chordata, Mammalia, Carnivora, Phocidae. The record is from RefSeq and is a predicted model, not a curated record.
AUGACUGUCGAUGGCCAGUGCGCCAGGGGGGAGGAGGCAGUGGCUCUAGGGGAGGUGCUGGGGCCUCGCAGCGGCUGCAGCAGUGAUGGGAGUGAAAGGAGCACGGACCGGAGUCAGGAGGGUGCCCCAUCCACGCUGCUGGCUGACGACCAGAAGGAGUCCAGGGGCCGGGCCUCCAUGGCCGACGGGGACCUGGAGCCUGAGGAGGGCUCCAAAACGCUGGUGCUCGUCUCCCCUGGCGACAUGAAGAAGUCGCCCGUCACUGCCGACCUGGCCCCCGACCCUGACCUGGGCACUCUGGCUGCCCUCACUCCUCAGCAAGAGCGGCCCCAGCCCACCGGCAGCCAGCUGGACGUGUCUGAGCCGGGCACCCUGUCCUCUGUCCUCAAGUCUGAGCCCAAGCCCCCUGGACCCGGGACAGGGCCAGGGGCCGGGGCAGUGACCGCAGGGGCAGGAGGAGUGGCAGUCACCUCCUCACCCUUCACCAAAGUUGAGAGGACCUUUGUGCACAUUGCGGAGAAAACCCACCUCAAUGUCAUGUCUUCCGGUGGACAAGCUUCCCGGCCUGAGGAGCUGGGCCCUGGGGGUGAGCUGGGCCUGGAGGCACCCUCUGAUGGGAGGGCUGUGGAGGAGGGGGCCUCUGUGCCCCUGGAGAAUGGCAUCGCCCAGGCAGGGCUGGAGAGCUGUGCUCCGACUGGCCCCCCCGGGGACACCCCCUUGGAGGUGGCCACAGACUCACUGCCCAAUGGCCCAGCCCUUGCCAACGGGCCGGCCCCAGCGUCCCCGCUGGAGCCAGGCCCCGAGAAACUGGCCACCAUCUCCCCCAGCCGCCAUGCCAUGGCAGGCCCCCGCCCCAGGAGCCGGAUCCCUGUCCUGCUGUCUGAGGAGGACACGGGCUCGGAGCCCUCCGGCUCCCUGUCCGCCAGAGAGCGGUGGGGCAAGAGGGCCCGGCCACAGCAGGACCUGGCGAGGCUGGUGAUGGAGAAGAGGCAGGGCCGCCUGCUGUUGCGGCUGGCCUCUGGGGCCUCGUCCUCCUCCAGUGAGGAGCAGCGCCGGGCCUCGGAGACGCUCUCGGGCACGGGCUCCGAGGAGGACACGCCUGCCUCGGAGCCCGCUGCCCCCAGGAAGGCCGGGAGGGCCGCCGCCACCCGGAGCCGGAUUCCCCGCCCCAUCAGCAUCCGCAUGCCCACGCCCGCCGCGGCCCAGCAGCAGUCCGCGGGCAGCCCCCAUGGCGCUGCCCCCGCCUCCGACACAGCCAUCACCAGCAGGUGA